AUGGGUAACCAAGCGAUGGGUAUUAUGGAGCUGAGAUGGGAUAGCUCCGACCUCAAGGCACAACUCCAGGAGCUCAACAUCACGGCCAAGGAGAUCAAGGUCAGCAGCGGCCGGAAGGUGAUCAUCAUCUUCGUCCCCGUCUCUCAGCUGAAGUCGUUCCAGAAGAUCCAAGUGCGGCUGGUCCGCAAGCUGGAGAAGUUGUUCAGGGGGAAGCACGUAGUCUUCAUCGCUCACAGGAGAAUUCUGCCUAAGCCAACUGGAAAAAGCCGUACAAAAAAAAAAAAAAAAAAAAAAAAAAAGCAAAAGCGCCCCAGGAGCCGCACUCUGACAGCUGUGCAUGACCCGAUCCUGGAGGACUUGGUGUUCCCAAGCGAGAUUGUGGGCAAGAGAAUCCGUGUGAAACUGGACGUCAGCCGGCUCAUCAAGGUCCAUUUGGCUAAAGCGCAACAGAACAACGUGGAGCACAAGGUUGAAACUUUUUCUGGUGUCUAUAAGAAGCUCACAGGCAAGGAUGUUAACUUUGAGUUCCCUGAGUUUCAGUUGUGAGCAAAAAUGAUUAAAUAAAACUUUGACAGUAAAAAAAAAAAAAAAAAAAAA
Messenger RNA from Neogale vison (American mink), 597 nucleotides. RefSeq names its product 40S ribosomal protein S7-like. Gene Ontology annotation, biological process: ribosomal small subunit biogenesis; translation; rRNA processing. The coding region runs from base 1 to 546 and encodes 181 amino acids. The record is from RefSeq and is a predicted model, not a curated record. NCBI's taxonomy places the organism in Eukaryota, Metazoa, Chordata, Mammalia, Carnivora, Mustelidae. The transcript has 2 exons. Gene Ontology annotation, molecular function: structural constituent of ribosome. Gene Ontology annotation, cellular component: 90S preribosome; small-subunit processome; cytosolic small ribosomal subunit.